Messenger RNA from Paramuricea clavata, 11514 nucleotides. The record is from the annotation of a GenBank genome assembly. NCBI's taxonomy places the organism in Eukaryota, Metazoa, Cnidaria, Anthozoa, Malacalcyonacea, Plexauridae.
ACCCAAAGUACAUGAAGAAGAUACGGUCAUUUUAAAUGGAUUUUUUACUUCAACCAUAGGUUGAGGAUCUGCUUUCGGCGUUUGAAAAUGGUCUUGCAUCAUGGCCGCUUCAAGUUGUAAAAUUCCAAGCCGUCUUAUAAACCAGAAAAGAAAACUAAAGCCAAUAAAAACCAUCAAAGCAGCACACACUGUUAAUGCGUCCGCCAUCUUUAAAAUAUUUGUCAGUCACGAUUACGAAUUUAAUUUUUAAAGAAGGUUUAAAUAACAUCACUCGAGAGCUGCCAAGUUCCGUAUUUUAGAGAAUUUUAAUUUUUAAUAAUUUUAAAGAUGGAAUACAUCGUAUUAGUUUUACUACAUUUCAGCUUAUUUUAAUAAUGGAUAUCUAUUUUUUAAAUAUUUUCUAGCUUGUCAGCUUCUUUAAGAAAUUAUUUCAUAUUUUUCAUUGUUCCUCGCCCGAUGUUAUCCAAAAUUAGUUUUGGCGGGAAAUGCCGCCAUGUUGGGUAUUUAAAAUUUAAAGGUUUUCGAAAAUUGUAUUGCUUCUUUUGCUUUUUUGGCUUAUUCCUUGCAUGCAGAACGAAGCUUUGUUUUCUAUUUGUCCUUUGCUGUUGCCACAAGACAAAAAUGGAUUGACAUAUGAUGGAUUUAUUGAAAUAAAUGUAAGUGCAAGUUUUAAUACCACGAUGAUAUAUUAAAUUGGUAGACCGGCCCUUAAUUUGCUUUGUACAGCCCGUGCCUUUUCCUGGCAAGCAAAACAGCAAAGGUUUUGAAUGCUCCCAAAAGAGGAAUCACAAUGGAGAAUAAAAUGUACUGUGUAAUGGAUUUGCUUGCCCAAAAAUGUAAACAAGGUUAAUUAAUGGUCAAGCUAGAGUCUAUGGGGCAAGAUUUUCUAUUUGAAAAUUUAAUAUUUAUAGUAAAUAUAUUUUUAAACUGGAUAAUUUAGGAACAGACGUUCAGAGUGUCAAUAGUACAGCCAAAUGUAGGGUCAUUAAAGGAUGCCAGGUAUGUAUAUCAAUGUGAUGUUAUAUUCACAAUUAUCAAUAACACAUCCAAUCUCGUAGGCAUUGGCUCUGGGGGAAUUGACAACCAGAACCCCUAAAUGUAGGGGUUCCGGUUCUUUGUCGGCAUGCACGUUUGAAAAACAUUAAACCAAUCACAGCACAGGAAAAAUUCAAUUUCCCCAGAGCCAAUGCCAUCCUAGCCCGCGCACAGGCAUUGCUCUGGGUACGAGAUUGUAACACAUCCUGUGAACAUUUGUUAUAACCCACGUCCCUCCCCCAACGUAUAACCCCCCAAUUUUUAAACUCACCUCCCCUCCCCCAAUGUAUAACCCCCUCCCCUCCCCCAAUGUAUGUAACCCCUUCUCCCAAUGUAUUACGUCCCCUCUCCUCCAAUGUAUAAACCCCUCCCCCAACAUAUAACCCCCCUCCCAAAUGUAUAACCCUUUCUUUCCCCUAUAAAUUAUUAAUCAUAAAUUUUCUUUUCCAUAUACAGUAUAAGUUGUAGCUGGAGAUUAUGGAAUAUAUUGCAUCAUUAUCAAGAUGUUAUUAAACAGGUGAGCCAGAAAUUGCAAUCUGUUAAUAUUUUAAUAUAUUUUAUUUGCUUUAUUUAUCAUUUUAUAGAGAUUGCACCAGAGUGAAAAUCUUGCUUCAUUUCUUGUGGAAUUCAAAAAUCUAGUGGUAUGUAUCAAUCCCAAUCCAACAUUACCCAACACAUUGUUCAAGCGAAUUAAGUCAAUAUGUUCAUUUGAACUGGCCUUUAGUCAAUUAUUCAAUAGUAGCAGUAGGUUGUUAUUACAGAUUAAGCUGCAUAAGAUUUUGUUAUUGUAUUUAAUUAACAGGAGAAGUUAGUAAAAUGUAAGCAGGAUGAUACUGGACAGCUAUCAUUGCCUCUGGACACAUAUUCCUUGUUAAUCAGUGAACUAGAGCACAUUGGUUGGCACAAGUAGGUGAUGUAGUUCUAAUCUUUGAUGUGAGUUUGUGUUAUCGAAUUUUAAUCUUCAUAUUUUAUUUUAUUUUAGGCUUGCGUAUACCAAUGAGUCAUUCAACAUAAUUAAACUGAAGAUGAGGUAAUUUUAUUUCUUUGUAUAACAGAAUUAUGCAUUGAUUUAAUGUACGAGUCAAAUCCAACCGCGAGCAGGCCCCCCCUGGGCAACCUCCGGGGAAUUUGACUUUUGAAAAAAUAAUUGGUCAAAUGCCCGCCCGAACAGGCAGAAACCACGGUCAAAUGCCCUGCUAUAGGUGUAGUCCUGGUUCUGGAAUUUUGGCUAAAAUUAAAUUUAACAAGUAUUUCAAGAUUAAAAAGAACGAAAAAUAGGCCAGACAGUUCUUAUUUUGUUCAACCGGGCAUAUUAUAUCAUAUAUCUAUGAUUGAUAUUUGUGACGCAAAAUAGAAAACUCAUGAAGCACUAGAAUGUACAUAUAUUUUUAGGGAAAACCGCUGAUACGGGGGUAAUGUUAAGUCAAAUGCCCUGGGGUUGCUGGGGGGGGGGGGCUGAUUGCGGUUGGAUUUGACUCGUACAUAAUAACAUCAAACUACCUAAAAAAUAUAACAAGAACUUUGAUGUUUCAAGCAAAGAUUAUAUAUUGCACCACUAACUACACACUGAAAUGCCACACCCAAGUUUAAAAAUGUUAAUUUUUAAAUUAUAUUUACUUUUCUGUGUACCGUAUUGUUUGAAUUAUGUCAGAGAUGCAAGGGAUCGUGAACAUAUUGUUACAGUUCAUGUUUCAGCUGAGGUACUGGUGCUCAGUUGUCUUUUUCUUUCAUUAAAUAAUUCAACUUCUGUAAUUACUCUGUAAAGUUUUCAUAUCCAGCAUGCUUGACAUUUUCUAGCAUUAUAAACUUUAUUCCACUUUAAUUGCUUAUUAAACCAUGUUCAUAAAUCUGAUAUUUAACCGUGAUCUUUGUAUGUAUAUUGAUACAGUAUCCAGACAUUCUGCCCAAAUGUUCAGCUGAUGUCCCUGAGCCAUUUCAUUUUAAAGGCUCAAAGAUAACAGAGGUGAGUUUAGUUGGUUUAAUGAGUAAAAUUGUCUGGUGUUAGACAGUAUAACGAUAAAGUAGCACACACAAGGAUGCAAUGCAAGUCUUUGAGUUAAAGAUUAAAAUUAAUUUAUAGGGUCGAUUGCUGGAAUGCAUUUAUAAUGAAUUUUGUGAGGUAAAGAAAUCAAGUUAAUUAAACAAAUAACUCUCAUUGAAUUAAAACAAAUUUGCUUUUUAUUUAUAAUUUUGAAAGAUAUUUAAUAAUUUUGAUCCAUUAGAUUAUUUCGUCGCAUGAAUUAUUUUGGAAUGUGAUGGAUGAAAUAGACCAGAACUGCUGGAUUCUUGAACCAGAACAUCCCACUAGAGCUGAUGCCUCAAGACGAGUUGCUUUAGGUGAGGAUUUUGCAUACACCAUUAUGUUAAGGUUGGUUAUAUAUGUACUGCAUAGCUUGAAAAUUGAGAUGGAUAAGGAUUUCAACUACCUGAAAAUACCAGUAAAACUUUGACGUUUUGAGUGAAGUCCCUUAGUCGGGAAGUUAUAGUGAAGUUCGAGUUUAUAUCACUGUAAGCUACAUAUUAAGGCCUGUUUAAACGGAUCCAACAUUGUUGGACCAACAUCAUCCAACAAUGUUACUAUAAUAGAUAUGACUGCUUCUCUUUCAAAUCUUUCUGGUUAGAUAAGCUUUACUCAAACUCUAAACCUAGUCUUGACAAAAAUAUUUGAAAAAGAAGCCGUUUGGGCCAUUAUUUCAACAAUGUUGGAUGAUGUUGGCCCAACAAUGUUGGAUCCGUUUAAACAGGGCUUUAUAUUAUUAUUACAUAUUAUUGUGUUUAUAUUAGCUUGCAGUAUCUGGAUAUAAUCUGGCUUACCGGGUGGUGUGGUUAGUCAUCCCGAAUAAGCUGAGUCGCUCCCAAAGGGAUGGACCAUUAUUUUACUGUAAAACAUCAGUAAAUAACAUGCAUGAACCAACACGUUUUAGUUUUACUUCAUAAAUCAUGAAAACUAUUGCAAAUUAUACACAAAAACUUCACACAGAAAACUAUUUAAAUGUUGCUUAAUUACUUUCUCAAAUGUGGAAUGUUUAAAUUAAUCCCUUGAACACAUUUUAGGUUUUUACAAGUUAGAAACUACCUCCCCUACGAUAGAGGUAUUGAUUAAGUUUAAUAUAAGAAUCUUGAAAUUGUUUACAAAAUAGUGUAUAAUUCCAUUCAAUGAUUGCCAUGAAAUAGUGAGUUAUAUGCUGGAGGAUUAUGGAGGUAAUUGUUGCCUUGGUAUGGGGUAUUCUGUGGAUACAUUUGGUGGCCACUGCUGGUGUCUAAUUGAGGUGCACUGGGGGUUUCGAGAGGUUGAUAGGUAGUGUUGUGUAGUGGAUUCUGGAACUGAUUCUGUGCUCCAUUCUGGAAUUCCUGAGGGUAGUAAGUAGAAUUGGGGGGUUGAUAAGCAAUGUCAUUGGUUUGUGGUGUUUGGCCAGGUUGAUUUUGACCUGUAGUUUCAUUUUGACCUGUAGUUUCAUGGUAUGUUGGAUUGGCAAUGCCGGAAAACUGGGUGUUUGGUUGUGGUGUCUGAACGCCUUGCCCUUGCCCUUGGUAUCGAGUGUUGAGUAGAGGUACAGUUCCCGCUUGACUUGUAUUUGCUGCUCGCUUCCUUUUGAUAUUCCACAACACGAUCAGUAAUACUCCAACAGCAAUAAGGAAUACAACUAGACUUGCAGUGAUAACAGCAAUCAGCCAUGGUGGGAAAGACUUCGUACAUCUGUGAUCCGAAUUACAAGUCUCGCCCGGGCCACCGCAAUCAUCGCUUGUACCACAAGAUUUUCCAAUACAGUCUGCACUACACUCGCUCAGCUCAUACCACUGUUUUUUCUUACAACAAUACUGUCCGGUGCUGCAGUUUGAGUUUGUUGUACAUCCCGAGCAACCCUGAUCAACACAUUUGUUAGAAAUACAGCAUUCAUUGGCUGCCCCACAGUCAUCGGUCGUGCUGCAUAGCUUGCCAACACAAGUUUGAGCACAACCAGUCUCUCUACUCCAGCCCCAGGACGUUGUUGUGUCUGCCUUCCUGCAACAAUAUUGAUCUGAAUUACACUCUGAAUUCGACUUACACUUGUCGCUACAACCUGUGCUGGUACACUUUCCCGAUCGACAACACUCUCCAUACUUAGCACAGUCGUCGUUUGAGUUGCAAGCUUUGUUGAUACAAUUCGCAGCACACACAGUUUGAUCGAAAGGAAAUGUCUUCUUGCAACAGACAUGGCUUCGGCUUGUAUCGCAGUCUGUAUUUUCGGUACAUCCUGAACAACCCUUGUUGACACAUUCGUUAGAACGGCAACACAUUGAUGAAUCGCCACAAUCACUGUCGCUUGAGCAAUAGUGAUACAGACACGAAUCGGCGUACGUGCAACUGCGCUGAGUAUCGCUUCCUGAAUGAUAGUAAUUACCACCGCAGCACUUCAUUGAUUGAGAAUAAUAGUAGCUCUUGCAAUCCGCGUUGGUUUUACAUUGGUCGCAUUGAACAAGACUAAUACUGUUGCAAACCAAUACACUGAAAGCAAUCACGAUAACACGAUAAUUUGCCAUCAUGAACGAUUUGUCACUUCAGUUGAGUGAGAAAGAUCGAAAGCACAAAGCCGUUUCGAAGACUGUGUCAUUUCCUAGACAAAGCUUAUUUACAUAAUUUCUCAGAUGACGUCAAUAUUUCGAAAACGAAAGUAAAUCAUGAAAACUAUUGCAAUUAAAUUACACACAAAAAGUUCACACAAAAAAAACUAUUUAAGCGUUGCUUAACUACUUUGUCAAAUGUAAAAUUUUAAUCUCUUGAAUACAAUCUAGGUUUUUAGAAGUUAGAAACUACCUCCCCUACAACAGAGUUUUUGAUUAAGUUUAAUAUAAGAAUCUUGAAAUUGUUUACAAAAUAGUGUGUGAAUCCAUUCAAUGAUUGCCAUGAAAUAGUGGGCUAUAUGCUGGGGGACUAUGGAGGUAAUUGUUGCCUUGGUAAGGGGUAUUCUGUGGAUACAUUUGCUGGCCACCACUGCUGGUGUCUAAUUGAGGUGCACUGGGGGUUUCGAGAGGUUGAUAGGCAGUGUUGUGUGGUGGAUUGUGGAACUGAUUCUGCGCUCCAUUCUGGAAUUCCUGAGGGUAGUAAGUAGAAUUGGGGGGUUGAUAAGCAACGUCGUUGGUUUGUGGCGUUUGGCCAGGUUGAUUUUGACUUGUAGUUUCAUGGUAUGUUGGAUUGGUAGCACCAGAAAACUGGGUGUUUGGUUGUGGUGUCUGAACGCCUUGGUAUUGAGUGUUGAGUAGAGGCACAGUUCCCGCUUGACUUGCAUUUGCUGCUCGCUUGCUCUUGAUAUACCAAAACACGGCUAGUAAUACUCCAACAGCAAUAAGGAAUACAACUAGACUUGCAGUGAUAACAGCAAUCAGCCAUGAUGGGAGAGGCAUAUUCGUGGAUUUAUUCACAGGCGUAGUCGUCGGUUUAUUUGCAGGCAUAUUCAUACAUCUGUGAUCCGAAUCACAAGUCUCACCUGGGCCACCGCAAUCAUUGCUUGUACCACAAGAUUUUCCAAUACAGUCCGCACUACACUCGCUCAGCUCGUACCACUGUUUUUUCUUACAACAAUACUGUCCGGUACUGCAGUUUGAGUUUGUUGUACAUCCCGAGCAACCCUGAUCAACACAUUUGUUAGAAAUACAGCAUUCAUUGGCUGCCCCACAGUCAUUGGUCGUGCUGCAUAGCUUGCCAACACAAGUUUGAGCACAACCAGUCUCUGUCUUCAAGCUGGCCCAGGACGUUGUUGUGUCUGCCUUCCUGCAACAAUAUUGAUCUGAAUUACACUCUGAAUUCGACUUACACUUGUCGCUACAACCUGUGCUGGUACACUUCCCUGAUCGGCAACACUCUCCACUCCCAGCACAGUCGUCGUUCGAGUUGCAAGCUUUGUUGAUACAUUUCUCAGCGCACACAGUUUGAUCGAGAGGAAAUGUCUUCUUGCAACAGACAUGGCUUAGGCUUGUAUCGCAGUCUGUAUUUUUGGUACAUCCUGAACAACCCUUGUUGACACAUUCGUUAGAACGGCAACACAUUGAUGAAUCGCCACAAUCACUGUCGCUUGAGCAAUAGUGAUACAGACACGAAUCGGCGUACGUGCAACUUCGCUGAGUAUCGCUUAGAGAAUGAAAGUAAUAACCACCACAGCACUUUGAUUGAGAAUAAUAGUAGUUCUUGCAAUCCGCGUUGGUUUUACAUUCGUCGCAUUGAACAAGACUAACAUUGUUGCAAACCAUUACACUGAAAGCAAUCACGAUAACACGAUAAUUCGCCAUCAGAAAGAUCGAAAGUACAAAGCCGUUCUAAGAAGACUACAUCAUUUCCUAGACAAAACCUCUAUUUACAUAAUUUGUCAGAUGACGUCAAUAUUUCGAAAACGAAAUUAAGGACUGCACUCUUAACACACUCUGCAGGGCCGGUUGUUCAAAGGUGGAUUAGCACUAACUCUGGGUUAAAAUUUAAUCUGCUGUUUCAGUUUAUGUAUUUCUGCAAGUCUGUUUAUUUUAAAACUUCAUGAUCACAGAGGAGAACUCCUACUGAUUCAGACAAGAUCUCUGAAGAAAUAUUUCCAAAUUUAUAAACAAGUUCUUGGGAAGUUUGCUUUGAAUUUUAAGUUAACCAAGGGUUACGCAACCGGCCCCUGCAGGUUAUUAAAAUUCCUGGCUAAACAUUCUGGUUAACCUAGAAAUAACCCUGUUUGGGUAACUUAAUACACCUGGUUAUUUUAACCUUUUCCGGCUGGUUAUUUUAACCUAUUGCCUAGUUGAUUUGACCAGGACUUACUGGUUAAAUUAACUUGACCAUGUUAGAUGGACGGGCCCUGAUCCAACAUCUUGUCCAACAUCAUCUUAAAUAGAUCCAACAACCGGUUGCCUCAGGAUCAACCGAAGGACUCCCGACGUUUUAUCUAAAAACUCUGACGUUUCGUCAUGGGCGUACCGGAAGGAAAAAAUUAGGGGGCGGAAAGAAAAUUGCCCAACUUUUCGGGAUUCUGCCCGAUUAGUACCAAAAAUUGUUUUCCGGAAAAAUUAUUUUGGCGACCUUCCCCCCCCCCACCCCCCCGUCGCCAAAAAUUUUUCGGUCAGUGUACCAUUUUAGGGGUCAAAAAAAUUUUCCGGACAUACAAUUUUUUCCCAACAUAACACAAAUUUUCGAAAAAUCGCAAAAUUGGCCACAAAAUUAACUUGAUUUUAGACAAAAUUGACAUAAUUUGUCCAAUUUUUUUUAUUGCAAACCAAAAUUGCCCGACUGUUGAUCGAAUAUUGCCCGACUGCUACCGCCCCCCGCCCGGUACGCCUAUGCGUUUCGUCGUUCGAGCUAAAGGCCGUUUUCCACUUCGCCCGUACCGAAACGUACUGCCUACUGGUGAGCAUGAUAAAUUGACGUAAUUCCGGGUGUAUUCUCGUAUUUUGAAAUUUUAAAAUUUUUUGAUACGUUUCGGUACGGUACGCUUGAAGUCGACAAAACGUUUCUUCGGAAGACAUUUUCUAAUAAGGCUCUGACCAAUUUUGCUCUGACCUAUUCUUUGCAUCUUCAGUGAUCGCUCCUGAAUGCUCUAAAUUUCAAUCAGAGAUAACGUUAUUUGUGUUGGUUUUAGGAAACAACACAUCACUUCUUGUCAGGAUCAAUGUACAACAUCCUAAAAUGAUGCCUGAAUGUCACCUCAUGGGAGCAGACAGUAGUCAGUAUUAUCAAUUACACUCUAGAAAAUCCCUAGUUAAUGUAAAAUUAACACUGUACGAUUGCGGAUUGGGGUAAUUUGUUGUUCCUGGUUAAAUUUCCUGCUUAAUUUAACCACAGUAUUAUUGGGUUUCACUAGGGCAUUAUGCAGUGAAUCUGAUGGGGGCUCAACCUCAAAUGUAUUGAUGCUUAUGCUGUACUGGAGUGAGAAAAUGAUACGAAAUUCCAUGUAUUUGCCACCAAACACAAGGCUAAUACAUAAAACGAACAAUCGACUCACACUGAUAACUGUGUCUUGUUUUAGAGCUGACCCCCCGUCACUUUUGUUGUGACGUCAUAUGAAACCCAAGAAUUGGUUGAUCACUAUCGUGGCUAAUUUAACCCGGAUUCCUGGUUAAUUUAACCGGGCUAUAUGGUUGAAUUGACCAGAUUAUGUUAGAUGGAUUAUUAACCUGGAAUUAUUGGUUAAUAGAAUAGUUAACAUAUUAAAUCAACUCCCUAACACAAUCAACUCUACGAAGGCACGGGGGACGAGGUUGCUCAUGCCUCGGUCAAACGAGAGCAAGAAUUGCAUGAAAGUUGAUGAGACCGCACAUGCAGCGAAAAUUCUCGUCAAUUCUCAUCAAAAUUUGAACGAGCUCAAAGUUGAUGAGAAUGUAUGAGAGUUGGCGGUCAACUCACGAUUAUCAAUUCUCGUCAUCAUGAGACCUCGUUUGACUGGGCAUUAAUAAAAAAAACAACGGGUGUGAACGUUGUCUUAUGAAGACAAAAGAGCUUAUGUAAUAUUACUAUAUAUAUAUUUUUUAUUCUUAGUCGUAAUGAAACUAAGAGAAAACAUGAACAAGAAUCUUCAUCAAUGGUGAAUUUUUAACUAACAUAAUUUUGGUAUAACAUAAUUUAUGGUAAUGCGGCAAAGUACAGUAUUUUAAAUAAAUAAAAAAUUGCCUUUCUCUUGCAUUGUUAGGGACCCUGAAAUACCAGUUCUGGAGAACUUAGAAAAGCUGUUAGAAACCAAAUUCCCUUCGCGUCAAACAACUAAGAAAGAGGUAUAUGCAUGUAUACUUGCAAUUUAGCAUGACAAGUAUAAAUACGAAAAUAUUGUUUGGUGGCACCAUUAACACCAUGUGAUUGGCCAAUACAAAUUUUCCGCGGGAAAAAAAUUUUGAAGUUGAAAAUUUUCAACUUUUAACAAUGGUAAAUUUUCAACUUUUAACAAUGGUUUCAACUGUUUCAGUAACUGAUAGAGCUAUAUCCAUCGGUAAAUUUGAGUGAAAUAAGACUGAAUUGAUGUUCUCUCUCCCUAGGACUUCAGUCUAGAAUGUGGUAUAUGUUACGCAUACAGACUGGAUAAUGCAAUCCCAGAGAGUGCAUGUGAUGAUCCUCGCUGUGGACAACCUUUCCAUACAAGCUGCCUGUAUGAGGUGAGUACACGUGUCUGUAAUGGAUUCUUCAUUACGUGUGUCUGGGGUUUGUUUCGUACACACGCGCAACGGUUGUUACAGAUCUGAAAACAAGUUGUAACAAGGUUGCAGGGACGUCGCGAAGGCAUCAACAUUUUUGUCGUCAUGUUUUGACUAACAUUUCCUCACAUUUCCUAGGAUUUUGACCAAGUUUGACCAGGGUGGGGGGAGGUCGUGGUAAAAAAAAAAUUCGGACUAACAUAAGCAUAGUCAAAAAAUUUUUCGGACUAACAUAAUCAUAGUCAAAUUCGAAAUUUUUUCGACCGAUAUAAGCAACGCUUCCAUUUUUUUCACCGCAAACAUAACAAAAGCUUUAAAAUUGUUAAAAUUACGAACCAUUUCAUAACUUUCGGCAAAUUCGACCAUCUUUUAUCCCAAACUUUGACCAAAUUUUUCCCAGUUUUACCUUUACCUAUCAGUUCCAUUUUGACCAACUUUAGGCAAAUAUCACUUCCAUUUUGACCAACUUUGACCAACGUUUGAAUUAAUGGGGCGGGGGUGUUCCCCCCACACCCCCCCCCCCCCUAUAGCGACGUCCCUGCAAGGUUGUUGUCAACCCAAAAUCAGAAUAUGUACGCACUGCUUGUUUCCGGUUGUUGUGACAAGUCUGGAACAAGUUGUUAUCACCUUGUGACAAGGUUGAUGACGGUAAUAUUCUGCUUUAGGCCCAAAGCUUAAUCCCUCCGAAACAAGGUUCCCCACCCCCAUCAAAUCUGACUGUAUCCAUCCCUAGAUAGUGAAGUUUUGAUUUGUUCUUUCACAUGCAUCCAUUGAAGAAUAUAUUUAAUGUUAUUUAUAGUGGCUACGAGCAUUGCCCUCAAGCAGACAAAGUUUUAACAUAAUUUUUGGAGAAUGUCCUUAUUGCAAUAAGGUAAUUUUGCAAAAAGUACAAUUUGACCGUUAAUGUGCAAUGAUUGGUCACCUUAUUAAAUAGCUUCGUGUGGCAAGAAAAGCGGCUAAUACCCUAAUGACCUGUAGCUAAUAACGGUGUGGUUUCGAGUACAAUUACAUUACAACUUACUCAUUUGAAUAGUACUUUAGUUUUCUUUCCGUAUAUUUGAAUUGCUUUAUUCCUUUUGUGCAGCCAAUCACUGUGAAGGUCAAAUGAAAACUACGCCAGAAGAGAUGGGCACAACAACGUAUAAAAUUUCGCGUAUUAGAACUUAGAUUUUUCCAAGUUAGACUAAAAGGUUUUUUUCUAAAAAGUGGCCACUUUUUUGAAUUUUGAAAAAGUGUUCAUGCAAAAUUGGUAAAAAUGGUAAGAAUGGAAAGACUAACUAGGUUUGCCGAAAGUAAUUCAAGUAAUGGGGCAGUAAUAAACUGGUGGUAACUGAUAAUAAAGUAUUCCAU